Lolium rigidum is the source of this 1182-nucleotide messenger RNA. RefSeq names its product phosphoribosylformylglycinamidine cyclo-ligase, chloroplastic/mitochondrial-like. Bases 1 to 1182 code for a protein of 393 amino acids. The record is from RefSeq and is a predicted model, not a curated record. Gene Ontology annotation, cellular component: cytosol. Gene Ontology annotation, biological process: adenine biosynthetic process; 'de novo' IMP biosynthetic process. The transcript is spliced from 8 exons. Gene Ontology annotation, molecular function: phosphoribosylformylglycinamidine cyclo-ligase activity; phosphoribosylamine-glycine ligase activity. Lineage: Eukaryota; Viridiplantae; Streptophyta; Magnoliopsida; Poales; Poaceae.
AUGACAGCCGACCGCAUCCUCCACCUCCUUCGCUCGCCGGUGGCCUCCCCGGCGGCAACGCACCGCCGGGGCCCUCUCCGACCGCAGCGCGUCGGCCUUCCAUCAGGCAAGCGGCGCGUUGCCGUGGCUUGUUCCAGCUCCACCGAGGAGGACGGCAUGACUGACAAGGAUGCCGGUGUGGACAUCGACGCUGGCACCGAGGAGGACGGCAUGACUUACAAGGAUGCCGGUGUGGACAUCGACGCUGGCACCGAGCUCGUGCGCCGCAUCCGCAAGAUGGCCCCCUGGAUAGGCGGCUUCGGCGGUCUCUUAGCCUACAAGGAUGAUUACCUUGUACUUAGCACUGAUGGUGUUGGGACAAAGCUGAAGCUUGCAUUUGAAACUGGUAUUCAUGAUACAGUUGGGAUUGACCUGGUAGCUAUGAGUGUCAAUGACAUCCUAACUUCAGGUGCAAAACCAUUGGCCUUCACAGAUUACUAUGCUACGAGCAAGCUUGAUGUUGAUCUUGCAGAGAAGGUUAUCAAUGGAAUUGUGGAUGGAUGCAAACAAGCAGGCUGUAGACUGGAAGGAGGAGAGACAGCAGAGAUGCCUGGAUUCUAUGCAGAAGGUGAAUACGAUCUAAGUGGUUUUGCUGUGGGUGCUGUGGAGAAGGAUAAGGUCAUCGACGGUAAAAACAUUGUGGAGGGAGACAUCCUCAUUGGUCUUCCUUCAAGUGGGGUUCAUUCAAACGGGUUCUCUCUCGUUAGAAGAGUAUUGGACAAAAGUGGACUCUCUUUGAGUGAUCAGCUCCCAGGAAAUGAUGGCAAAACAACUACCAUUGGUGAAGCUCUCAUGACACCAACUACCAUCUAUGUUAAGCAGGUGCUUGAGAUUAUCAGCAAGGGUGGUGUAAAAGGACUAGCCCAUAUUACUGGUGGUGGCUUCACCGAUAAUAUCCCGAGAGUAUUUCCAAAAGGACUUGGGGCAAAGAUCUUUACUGGAUCGUGGAAAGUGCUACCUGUGUUCAAUUGGCUUCAACAGGUUGGAAAGAUUGAAGACUCGGAGAUGAUGCGAACGUUCAAUAUGGGCGUCGGAAUGGUCCUUGUAGUAAGCAAGGAGGCAGCAGACAGAAUUAUCGAAGAAGCAAGUCCUGCCUAUCGCAUUGGAGAGGUGAUCCAGGGCAAUGGUGUUCACUAUGUCUGA